This is a messenger RNA of Rubroshorea leprosula, 1661 nucleotides long. NCBI's taxonomy places the organism in Eukaryota, Viridiplantae, Streptophyta, Magnoliopsida, Malvales, Dipterocarpaceae. The record is from the annotation of a GenBank genome assembly.
AAAAGAAAAAAAGAAAGAAAAAAUCAUAGCAAAAAGAAAGAAAGAAGCACAUUAUUCCAUUGCAAGAAUCGCAAAGAUUUUGCUUCCUUUUCACGUCUCUUUCUCUUUUGAUGCUGACUGUUUCGCCAUUAAAGCUCUCACUCCCUUCCCCACCUGAAAAUCGCUACUUCCUUCCAGGAGGCUUCUCUUCUCGUCUCUUCUCUUCUUCACCCUAUAAAACCCAUUUUCAGUAGUGUCCUUGCGUACCCAUUUGGGCUUCUCUUCGGUUAUGGCGAAGGGUGGGGAAGUUUAUGCUGCUCUGUUUUUGCUCGUUCUUCUUCGGUGUAAAUUCUUUGCGUUUGCGAUUUUAAACCCGCUUGAUUUCUUGGCUCUGCAAUCCAUCAGGAAAUCGCUGGAUGAUUUGCCUGGCUCCAAUUUCUUUGCUUCCUGGGAUUUCACUUCGGACCCCUGCAACUUCGCCGGUGUUUAUUGUGAGUCGGAUAGGGUGAUUGCUCUUAAUCUUGGCGAUCCGCGGGCGGGUUCGCCGGGUUUGACAGGGAGGAUUGAUCCGGCGAUCGGGAAACUGUCUACUUUGGCUGAGUUGUCCAUUGUUCCUGGCAGGAUAAUCGGGUCUCUGCCGCAGUCUAUCUCACAGUUGAAGGGGCUUCGGUUUCUUGCCAUGAGCAGGAACUUCAUCUCCGGAGCGAUUCCAGCGACUUUCGCGGACCUGAGGAAUCUUAAAACACUUGAUCUUAGCUACAAUCAACUUACCGGAAAAAUCCCUUGGUCGGUUGGGACUUUGCCGGAGCUCUCCAACGUCAUUCUCUGCCACAACCGCCUUUCCGGCUCGGUCCCUCCUUUCCACUCCCAAACCUUAACCCGGCUUGACCUGAAACACAACGCCCUCUCCGGUCCGUUGGCGCCGCACUCCCUUCCCGGUUCUCUCCAAUACCUCUCUCUCUCCUGGAACCGACUCAGCGGACCGGUGGGCCAACUCCUGACCCAGCUCGACCACCUAAACUAUCUCGACUUGAGCGUGAACCAGUUCACGGGUCCCAUUCCGGGUCGGAUAUUCUCGUUCCCCAUUACCGACCUUCAACUCCAGAGGAACUCGUUCACAGGUUCCGUCCGGCCGGCUAAUCAGGUGACAAUCACGACGGUCGAUCUUAGCUACAACAGAUUGUGGGGCCAAAUAUCUCCCAUGCUCUCGACGGUACAGAAUCUAUACCUGAACAAUAACCGGUUUACGGGUCAGGUUCCGGGUAGCUUCGUGGACCGGAUACUGGACGCCAGCAUUCAGAUACUGUAUCUGCAGCACAAUUAUCUGACCGGAAUAGCGAUCAAUCCGAUGGCUGAGAUUCCUCUAAGUUCAUCACUGUGUCUACAGUAUAACUGUAUGGUCCCGCCGGUGCAGACGCCGUGCCCGUUGAAGUCCGGAAAGCAGAAGACGAGACCCACUUCGCAGUGUAACGAGUUGAAGGGGUAGAGUUGCAGAUUCGGCACCUUGUUGGGGGUAUUUUGGGAAGAGAGGAUAAACUGGGAUUUUGUCAUUCAUUUUUUAUUUAAUUUUGUGAUUUGUGGGUAGUUACUACUAAUUAGGUAAAUUGAUGAAUAAGAGAGUUGUUGAUACUAAAAAUGUUUAUUUGAUGAGUUUUGAUACUUAAGAAAUUGUAAUCUUAUGA